Carlito syrichta (Philippine tarsier) is the source of this 2615-nucleotide messenger RNA. Its product is annotated as membrane-associated phosphatidylinositol transfer protein 1. The annotation marks the transcript as partial. The record is from RefSeq and is a predicted model, not a curated record. Lineage: Eukaryota; Metazoa; Chordata; Mammalia; Primates; Tarsiidae. The transcript has 16 exons. Gene Ontology annotation, molecular function: phosphatidylcholine binding; phosphatidylinositol transfer activity; metal ion binding. Gene Ontology annotation, cellular component: cytoplasm. Gene Ontology annotation, biological process: phospholipid transport.
GGAGCCUCAAAGCUGAGCUGGGGUUGAGCUCCCUGUUUUGCUGGUCACAGAAAAAGAGCCGGGAGGAGUCUAGUGGUGAGGGCAGUGGCGUGGAGAUCCUGGCCAACCGGCCCUACACGGAUGGGCCCGGGGGCAGCGGGCAGUACACGCACAAGGUGUACCACGUGGGCUCCCACAUCCCAGGCUGGUUCCGGGCACUGCUGCCCAAGGCUGCCCUGCAGGUAGAGGAGGAAUCCUGGAACGCCUACCCCUACACCCGAACCCGAUACACCUGCCCCUUCGUGGAGAAAUUCUCCAUUGAAAUAGAGACCUAUUACCUGCCUGACGGGGGCCAGCAGCCGAAUGUCUUCAACCUGAGCGGGGCUGAGAGGAGACAGCGAAUCCUGGACACCAUCGACAUCGUGCGGGACGCAGUGGCCCCAGGCGAGUACAAAGCAGAAGAGGACCCCCGGCUAUACCGCUCGGUCAAGACGGGCCGGGGGCCGCUGGCUGAUGACUGGGCGCGGACAGCAGCCCAGACGGGGCCUCUGAUGUGCGCCUAUAAGCUGUGCAAGGUUGAAUUCCGCUACUGGGGCAUGCAGGCCAAGAUUGAGCAGUUCAUCCACGAUGUCGGUCUGCGCCGGGUGAUGCUGCGGGCCCACCGCCAGGCCUGGUGCUGGCAGGACGAGUGGACAGAGCUGAGCAUGGCUGACAUCCGGGCCCUGGAGGAGGAGACCGCCCGCAUGCUGGCCCAGCGCAUGGCCAAGUGCACCACGGGCAGCGAGGGGCCCGAGGCCCAGCCCCCCGGAAAGCCAGGCGCCGAGGUCCGGUCUGGGGCCAGCAGUGCUAGCACUCCCGAUGGGCCCGAGGCGCCCCCAGGCCCCGAUGCGUCCCCAGACGCCAGCUUUGGGAAGCAGUGGUCUUCGUCCUCCCGCUCCUCCUACUCGUCUCAACACGGAGGGGGCGUGUCUCCCCAGAGCCUGUCCGAGUGGCGUAUGCAGAACAUCGCCCGAGACUCCGAGAACAGCUCCGAGGACGAGUUCUUCGAUGCCCACGAAGGCUUCUCGGACAGUGACGAGGUCUUCCCCAAGGAGAUGACCAAGUGGAACUCCAAUGACUUCAUCGACGCCUUUGCCUCCCCGACGGAGGCUGAAGGGUCACCAGACCCUGGAAUCGAGGCUGCUAAAAGCACCGAGGACGGGGCCCGCACACCCAGGGACUCUGAGGGCCCGGACGGAGCCGGGGAGCUGGGGGCCGAGGCGUGCGCGGUCCAUGCCCUGUUUCUCAUCCUGCACAGCGGCAACAUCCUGGACUCAGGCCCUGGAGACGCCAACUCCAAGCAGGCGGACGUGCAGACUCUGAGCUCGGCCUUUGAGGCCGUCACCCGUAUUCACUUCCCUGAGGCCCUGGGCCACGUGGCCCUGCGACUGGUGCCCUGCCCACCUAUCUGUGCCGCGGCCUACGCCCUUGUCUCCAACCUCAGCCCCUACAGCCAUGACGGCGACAGCCUGUCCCGCUCCCAGGACCACAUCCCACUGGCCGCCCUGCCACUGCUGGCCACCUCAUCCUCUCGCUACCAGGGCGCCGUGGCCACCGUCAUCGCUCGGUGCCCACCCUCUCUGCAGGUCGUGCUAAUCGGAGACGGCGUCGGUGGCAUCCUGGGCUUUGAUGCGCUCUGCCACAGUGCCAACGUGGGCACCGGAAGUCGGGGCAGCAGCCGCCGGGGAAGCAUGAACAAUGAGCUGCUCUCCCCAGAGGCCGGCCCAGUGCGGGACCCCCUGGCAGACGGCAUGGAAGGACUGGGUCGGGCCAGCCCAGAACCCUCAGCCCUGCCUGCCCAGCGCACCCCCAGCGACAUGGCCAGUCUGGAGCCCGAGGGCUCUCAGAACAGCCUUCAGGCAGGCCCUGCAACCGCCUCCUCCGGGGAUCCCCGGCGGGCAAGCACAGCCUCCUGCCCACCCACCGCCAGUUCUGAGGCUCCCCCCGAUGGCCCCACCAACGCUGCCCGCCUCGACUUCAAGGUCUCAGGCUUCUUCCUGUUCGGCUCCCCACUAGGCCUGGUGCUGGCUCUGCGCAAAACUGUGAUGCCUGCCUUGGAGGUGGCCCAGAUGCGCCCAGCCUGUGAGCAGAUCUACAACCUAUUCCACGCGGCCGACCCCUGCGCCUCCCGCCUCGAGCCCCUGCUAGCCCCCAAGUUCCAGGCCAUCGCCCCACUGGCCGUGCCCCGCUACCAGAAGUUCCCCCUGGGAGACGGCUCAUCCCUGCUGCUGGCUGACACACUGCAGGCCCACUCAGGCCUCUUCCUGGAGGAGCUGGAGAUGGUGCCCUCAACGCCCACCUCGGCCAGCGGCGCCUUCUGGAAGGGCAGUGAGCUAGGCACUGAGCCCUCAGCCCAGACAGCCGCCCCCAGCACCACCAGUGAGGUGGUUAAGAUCCUGGAGCGCUGGUGGGGGACCAAGCGGAUCGACUACUCGCUGUACUGCCCCGAGGCGCUGACCGCCUUUCCCACCGUCACGCUGCCGCACCUCUUCCACGCCAGCUACUGGGAGUCCGCCGAUGUGGUGGCCUUCAUCCUGCGCCAGGUGAUCGAGAAGGAGCGGCCGCAGCUGGCGGAGUGCGAGGAGCCCUCCAUCUAC